CUUCAGGGUCAUAGCUUGUGUACCUACCCGAUCUUUGGUUACCUGUUCAUGUUCAUUUUCGACGUCGUUCAUUUACUGGCAGAAGAUAGCAGCUGAUAUCUUGUCUAAGUGCUACACAUGGUCCGCCGCGACGUCGGGCCUUGGACCGCGGCGCUUCUGGCAUCAAGUGCAUCUUGAUAACGCAGCUCGAAGACAGGAGGUAAGUAGCCUGGUUUGGCUUUCGCACCCCCCACAGGAAAGCAUCACAGAGCAGUACCAGAUUGCUGUUGGACAGACAGUGUUAACCAAUCCCAAGUAUCCCAAAUGUCCGACACCGGAGGAGUCUACGUCAGGGAGGCUAGGGCGUCGGAUUCUGCAGCGCUCUCUCGCAUAUGCCUGCUCACCGGUGAUGCGGGCCAGUCCGCGGAGCAUCUGCACGAGUUCGGAGAGCUCAUCGGUCUAAUGUACGCCGAGCCCUACGUACACCUCCCCGCUGGCUUCGGCUUUGUCAUGGUGGACCCCUCAAAGUCCGACGCAGUCGUCGGCUACAUCCUCGGUACGGCCGACACUCGUCUUUUCGAGCAGCAAGCCUCCGAGUCGUGGUUCCCUGAGGUCCAGAGACGCUACCCCUACCCUCCGCGACACCCGCAGGACCCAGAUCGCCCGCUCAGACCAGCCGACGAGCGCUACAUCCGCACCAUCCACAACCCGCCCCGCGCGUCGGACAUGCAGAUCGCGUUCUCCCCCGCGCACCUGCAUAUCGAUAUCCUCCCCGAGUAUCAGCGACAGGGCUGGGGAGGCCGGCUGAUGGCACGCGCGGUCGAAUACCUGAAAGAGAGGGGAUUGGAUCGCGUGUGGCUCGGCUUGGACCCGCGUAACGAAAACGCGAAGAAGUUCUACUUGAAGCUCGGCUUUGAGAAUCUGGAAGGGGCACCGGACGGCGUUAUGGGGCUGGAGUUCUGACGGGCAAGGCUAGAUGUGUUCGUAGUAGGUAUCUAAUAGCUAUCCUCCGAAUCGGACUGUGUCUUUGCAGCGCCUUUGCAGCGUG
Rhodofomes roseus is the source of this 1027-nucleotide messenger RNA. RefSeq names its product acyl-CoA N-acyltransferase. The record is from RefSeq and is a predicted model, not a curated record. Gene Ontology annotation, molecular function: acyltransferase activity, transferring groups other than amino-acyl groups. Bases 304 to 942 code for a protein of 212 amino acids. The transcript has 2 exons. NCBI's taxonomy places the organism in Eukaryota, Fungi, Basidiomycota, Agaricomycetes, Polyporales, Fomitopsidaceae.